Molecule: messenger RNA, 2373 nt
Organism: Colletotrichum siamense
Lineage: Eukaryota; Fungi; Ascomycota; Sordariomycetes; Glomerellales; Glomerellaceae
Product: putative cyclin-dependent serine/threonine-protein kinase
Exons: 3
Coding region: 1-2373 (790 amino acids)
Biological process (GO): peptidyl-threonine phosphorylation; peptidyl-serine phosphorylation
Molecular function (GO): protein serine/threonine kinase activity; ATP binding
Source: RefSeq, a predicted model, not a curated record
AUGCCCUUCCAGCUCAUGUCUAGUGGCUCUACGGAAGCCUUGGAGACUUCCUCAUCCGGAACGCCCGAACCAGAAGACCUGGGCUUUGACGAUGGAUCCAGAGGAGAUAGGACUGCGCCAUCAACGCCGCCUCAGCGAUCCCCUCGGUGGAGUGCCACUCCGGAAACUGAGCAGCCUUCGCCGCAAGCUUGGCCUGAGGACCACCGGGUAUCACCUUCGAACGACAUCAAGCCGGAGAUAGAAGAACCAGAUACGACACUAAUUGAGUCUCACGACGAAGAUGCCGAACAGAAUCUGCCCGAUGACAAGCCGGCCAUUGGUGCAAUAGAUGCAAUAAAGGCCAAUAAUUUCAACGAUCCAAGCUCACAGCCAAUCCCAUCGCGACACCCAACCCCGAGUGUGGUCUCCGAUGCAGGAGACCAGCAAUGGAAGGAAUUGGAGGCAAGGAAGCAGCAAGAGAGUUAUAGAGGAAAUCACGAUGGACCCCAAAAGUCCGGAUCUACAAACCUCCAGGUUCCUCACUCUGGGCUCCCCUCUCGUCGUUCAAAGUUCAAGCUCCAAAAAAGUAUCCGGGGUGCUUGUCAAGAAAUCAAGAAUCCCAUGAGUACGGCCGCCGAUGAUCGAUUUCUCCCGAAGAAACAACUGUACAGCAUUAUCAACGUGGAAUCUGUUACUUCCGAGCUGGUCGAGCGAACGAAGGGCGGAAGUCAAAUUAUGGGUAAAGUUGCUAAAGUUGCUCAAGCUGUUUGUGCGGAGGAAAUCGUUGAGCUUCCAGGGGACAAGAAGAAGAGGCGAUCUUAUCGUCAGAUUUUCGCUAUUCUUGUCCUUCUGGACCACUCGGAGAGCAUACGUCUGUUCAUGAGAGACUGCGUUAGCGACCUUGAUCUUCCUCUCGUGGCCCGCGAGGACCCCGAAUUCAAGGGGGAGAACUCCUUGUAUAGAACAGAUGCUGCCGGAGAGCCCCAAGGCCAGCCUUUGGCCUGCGCUGAAGAUUGGAGCGACGAGAUCCGAAGGCAGUUUUGCGUGCAUCAAUGGAUGAUGCUGGCGCCGUUCUUCUACCGCAGUGUUUACAACAACGUCAGUCACUAUACUCUCAAGGAUCAUCACCGCCUCCCAUUUGUCGAAGGCGAGCAUUAUCACCGAAUAGAUCCGUGCGCGAACGUUGUUCAAGAGCCUACACAGCAAGAAAAGAUCACCAGCGGCUUCUCCCAAGUUUACAUGGUACGAAUUCAUUCAGAACAUCACGAGUUCCAUGGGUUCGACCUUGAUCCUGAGCGUGGGUUUGCCGUCAAACAGUUACGAGACGAAGAUUCCGAUACCGUGGAAAAGUUCAAGAAAGAGGUUAACAUGCUGAAAAAGUUCACAGGGGACGGAGCUCAUCCCCAUGUCGUGUCAGUCCUCGCGACGUACGAACAGUUUGGCAAAUUUCAUCUCAUUUUCCAUCGAGCUGAUGGAGAUUUGUUCCGCUAUUGGAAAUCAAUUCGCCCAAACCCAACCUUUGGCUAUCAAAACGUUGUCUGGGUUGCAAAGCAACUUGCUGGCCUGGCCAAUGGCCUACUUCGUUUCCAUAGGCAUCUGACUACACCGAAGACGUCUGCCGAAGAUUCCAGAGAGAAUGCGAAAGUUCGCCAUGAAAAUCCGAUCAAUUUCCGAACGCCCUCAUCUUCCAAAAGGAAACGAGCUCAUUUCCAGGACAAUUACUCCACCCAGCCAAGCGGAAAGCGGACACAUCUGAUCAGAGAAAACUCGGAGCCACGCUAUGGCCGCCACGGAGACCUCAAACCAGAGAAUAUUCUUUGGUUUCCAGACAAAGACGAUCGUAGAGGCAUCCUCAAAAUCACAGACUUUGGACAGGCUGAACUCCAUUCGAAAGACAGCAAGACAUAUCGCCGAAGCAAUGGCGUUGACACCUUAACCUAUCGGCCACCAGAGGGCGAGAUAGUCCCUCGAACAGUCCGCCAAUCUAGCGACAUAUGGUCUCUAGGUUGUAUAUACCUUGAGUUCGUGACGUGGAUACUUGGUGGAGCCGACGAUCUGCACAAGUUCAAAAACUCGCGAUUAUCAUACGAUUCGCGGCUUCGCAUGAACUCAGACACCUUCUUCGAAUGCGUGCAGUUGGAAGAGCAUGAAGGCGCUCAGUUGAAGCCUGCAGUAUCCAGGCACAUUGACAGUCUUGCAUCGCGUCGAAACUGCUCGCAGUAUUUCAAAGAUGUUCUCGACCUCAUUCGCGACAUGUUGGUGGUUGAAUCCAGCGACGAAUACCUUAUACGGCGUAAGAGUUGUGGAGAGGUGUAUAUGUCUCUCAAGGAAGCAUACGAGAAAUGUUUGAGUUCUGGAGAGUACGCUACUGGUUUAAUUUCGGAGUCUACAUGA